AUGUUUGAAGGGUUAUUGCUUUACCCUACAUUGGGUUUUAACCUACUGCGAAAUUACCUGCAACCAACAAAAUGGACUUGGUAUAGUCGUAUUGAUGAAAAUAUUGUCCUUGGUGCGCUUCCUUUCAAAAGCAUGAUCAAGGAGCUUAUAGAAAAAGAAAACGUUGGUGCAGUCGUAUGUUGCACUGAAGAAUACGAAAACCGGGUAGUUUGGAAAGCUGUGGAUGAGCAAGAAUGGAGAAAACGAGGAGUAGAAUUUUAUGCGUUGCCAAUGACGGAUUUCGUAGGUACAGCAUCCAGAUCAUCAAUUGACAAAGCUUUGAAAUUUGUUGAUGAAAACACUCAGAAGGGCAAAUCAGUUUAUGUACAUUGCAAAGCUGGCCGAACUCGUAGUGCAAUGUUUGUUGCAUGUUAUUUAAUGCGUAAAAAUGAUUGGUAUCCAAAUGUGGCUUUCGAAUUUGUGAAAUUAAAAAGACCACAUGUUGUACUCGGAAAUGCUCAGUGGAGAACCGUUAACGAGUACAGGCGAUAUUUGGAUCACAAAACAGGACUUGCUUAA
Molecule: messenger RNA, 558 nt
Organism: Thelazia callipaeda (thelaziosis nematode)
Lineage: Eukaryota; Metazoa; Nematoda; Chromadorea; Rhabditida; Thelaziidae
Source: the annotation of a GenBank genome assembly